AUGGAGAACGUGGCGAUAUUUGACUCACCUGGAAAAGGAAGGGGUCUUAAGGCGACCAAGGAGUUUUGGGCUGGAGACGUCAUUUUUGCCGAGCCCAGUAUCUCAGCUGUUGUGUUUGACAGUCUAGCAGAUCGUAUUUGCCACAGCUGUUUCCGCAGACAAGAAAAGCUACAGAGAUGCGGCCAGUGCAAAUCUGCUCAUUAUUGUGACCGGACUUGCCAGCGCGCCGGCUGGGCCGAACACAAGCAAGAAUGUGGUGCCAUCAAAGCUUAUGCCAAAGCACCCAACGAGAACAUCCGUUUGGUGGCCCGCAUCAUGUGGCGCCUUGACAAAGAGGGGAGCGUGAUGUCAGACAUGCAGCUGACCACACUGGAGGAGCUGGAGGAUCACAUAGCCGACAUGCAAGAGGACGAGUUGAAGGACUUAAAAGUGGACAUCCACAACUUCCUGGACUACUGGCCCCGCACCAGCAAGCAGCACACAAUUGACGACAUUUCACACAUUUUUGGAGUGAUUAACUGUAACGGUUUCUCUGUGAGCGACCAGAGGGGCCUUCAGGCAGUCGGAGUUGGUCUUUUCCCAAAUCUGUGUUUGGUGAAUCACGACUGCUGGCCAAACUGCACCGUGAUCCUCAACCACGGCAAUCAAUCGGCUGUGAAUACUAUGUUUCAUUCUCAACGGAGGAUUGAGCUGCGUUCUCUCGGUAAGAUCGAGGAGGGAGAGGAGCUGACAGUCUCAUACGUUGACUUCUUGAAUUUGUCAGAGGAGAGACGAAGAAUGCUGAAAACACAAUACUUCUUUGACUGCACAUGCGAGAACUGCAAGAACCACAUCAAAGACGACUUGAAGAUGGGGGGCGCGGAGGUGGACGGAGUCAAGCCUACAGAGGAACAGGUGAAAGAGGCAACAGAUUACUGCUUUCAAAUGCUGGAGAAGAUGGAAAACGCUCGGCUAAAUGGCAACUACCAUGAGGUUGUAAAAAUCUGCAAGGACUGCUUAGAGAAGACAGAGCCAGUUUUGGCCGACACUCACAUCUACCAGCUGAGGAUAUGGAGCACAUUAAGUGAGGUGCAGGCUUACCUGCAGUUCUUUAAUGAUGCUUCAGAUUACUCCCGCAAAAUGGUGGACGGAUACUUGAAACUGUACCACCCUAACAAUGCCGCUCUGGGUAUGGCGGCCAUGCGAGCAGGAGUGACUCACUGGCAAGCUGGGGAGAUAGAGAUUGCCCAUGGGAUGAUCUGCAAGGCCUACGCCAUUCUCAUGGUCACCCACGGUCCAAUACAUCCCAUCUCCAAGGACCUGGAGGCGAUGCGUAUGCAGACAGAGAUGGAGCUGAGGAUGUUCAAGCAGAACGAGUACGUUUACCACAGUAUGAGAGAGGCAGCUCUGAAGAACAAGCCAAUGUCCAUUAUGCAUGAACCCAAGUCUGUGGAGGAGGGAAUCAAGAAUCUCUUCCACCGGAGGAAGUAA
Molecule: messenger RNA, 1470 nt
Organism: Anoplopoma fimbria (sablefish)
Lineage: Eukaryota; Metazoa; Chordata; Actinopteri; Perciformes; Anoplopomatidae
Gene: smyd1b
Product: SET and MYND domain containing 1b
Exons: 10
Coding region: 1-1470 (489 amino acids)
Cellular component (GO): nucleus
Molecular function (GO): protein binding; histone H3K4 methyltransferase activity
Source: RefSeq, a predicted model, not a curated record